AUGGGUCUCAACUACUAUGCAUCGUCGCCCACGGUUGUGCUGCCGCCCCAGCAGUACAACUUCGAGCAGCGCCUCAACGCGCCGCGCUACUCUGCCCAUGCCUCCACCGCUUCGUCCACUUUGCCCGGACGCGCUCCAAAGUACCCUACGCCGCCGUCGCUCAACUACCAAGCCGCUCCCUCCAACGCCAUUGCGGGCCGCAAGCGCUCGCUGGACGACGCCGACGUCGAUGAAGCACCUGCAGACGGCUCGAAGAUCAUCGCGAAGCCGAAGCCUGAGCCCAUCAUGGGCCCUGGCAUGACUCUCAUAUACCCGGGCGAGCCCGGCUUCGCCAUCGCCGCCGAAUCCCAGACGGGCACCUGGGCCGAGAGCAAGAACGAGGUCUACGAAGCCAACAAGCCAAAGGAGAAGCCAAUCGCCGUGUCGCGCAAGUCUCAGCGUACCGCGAUCGUGGAUCGCGCCUCUGGCAGCCCUCCCGCUGUGGCCAAGCCCGCCGUCCCUUCGUCCACUACCAUGGGCGUGGAUUCAUCCUCCCUGGCAUACAAGGCCACCACCAUGCCCAUCGACGACUUCGGCCACACCAUCCAAGACCUGACCAUGGCUCUCGGAAUUGGCUGGAAGGAGAUCGUGUUCAAUCCGGAAAAGAAGGAUGGCGCGCGCGGCUGGGCCAAGUUCAUCAGCAGGCACUACCCUCUGUCAUGCCCGCAGGUCCUCCACGAGAGCGAAGCUCACGAUGCCUUCCUCGUGCACGCGCGCGACGUCUCCGAUGACAAGGAGAAGUUCUUCAUGUUCAGCCAGGACCUGCGCACCUGCAGAUUGGUGAGCACAACGCUCGAAGGCGUCGUUCGCAACCUCACCCAACAUCCAAUCGCCUACGAGAGCGAUGUGGUCAAUGCGCGCGACGCUUCCCCAGUCGCGAUGCCGGCAAGUAACGACACCGACAUGAGCAUCGACGCGCCUACGCUCCAGACGGCCCACAUGCAAACGGCCGACACCGCCAUGGAGAUGUAA
Molecule: messenger RNA, 1011 nt
Organism: Diplodia corticola
Lineage: Eukaryota; Fungi; Ascomycota; Dothideomycetes; Botryosphaeriales; Botryosphaeriaceae
Exons: 1
Coding region: 1-1011 (336 amino acids)
Source: RefSeq, a predicted model, not a curated record